AUGGGGCUUCCAAUGUUCCGCGAACCCGAACCUGUAUAUGGAAGCGGGAUCGCCGAGACGGGCCCAACCCAAGCGGACACCAAUACAGGAGACGUGCGGGGAGAACACACUUCAGGAGGUGACCGGCAACAACACCCUGAGGCCACCAGAGACGACAACGAAGUGAGUGACGCAACGGAAGAUGGAGCCGAAGCCAGAAGACUCCACGAAACCAUGAUGGAUCUUGGCUUUCAUACGCUGGGAUCAAUCGAAGACAUGAUCAGUGAAUAUCAACGCUCCCUCACCACAGGCCGAGACAGCUGGCCCGAAGUGGAUGAAUUUGUGACAAGAGCCUCUAAGAGACUCUUGGAGUUGUUACGAAUACAUCGCGAAUUCGCGCCAGAGCAUCCGAGCGGUGAUUGGGAGGUUACCUGGAUGGAGGCAAUUCGGAUGGUCUUGAGCGCGCAAGAUCCGCGUGGUGAAGAUGGACAAUGA
Messenger RNA from Exophiala spinifera, 474 nucleotides. RefSeq lists its product as uncharacterized. The coding region runs from base 1 to 474 and encodes 157 amino acids. NCBI's taxonomy places the organism in Eukaryota, Fungi, Ascomycota, Eurotiomycetes, Chaetothyriales, Herpotrichiellaceae. The record is from RefSeq and is a predicted model, not a curated record. The transcript has a single exon.